This is a messenger RNA of Carica papaya (papaya), 3690 nucleotides long. RefSeq names its product ARID/BRIGHT DNA-binding domain-containing protein. The record is from RefSeq and is a predicted model, not a curated record. Gene Ontology annotation, molecular function: DNA binding. Lineage: Eukaryota; Viridiplantae; Streptophyta; Magnoliopsida; Brassicales; Caricaceae.
GGAAAAACAUUGAAGGGGGAGAAGACUCAAGAGUCAAAUCCUGGCAAGUGGGACCCUCGAGCAAGUCAAAGGCUUUUGUAGCUUCAACGGCCAAAUCCGAAAGCCAGAAACAUAAAUACGUUACGCCAAGUAUCGGAGAUCAAACUUCAUUUGAAAAAAUGUAUGAAAGAUCAAGGUCUCAUGAGCUCCAUCAUCAUGAAGCACAAAGAGCAAUGAAGAUAGAACCCAGUCUUGGAUUUUGGGAUUCAAUCUCAAACACAAUCUCGACAAAACAGGGGGGAGCAAGGAAAUCAAAACCAACAUGAUAUACUCAUUUGAGAAUUUGCGGUUUAUGUGGAUAUAUAUUUACCCAGAAACCAGAGGAAGAAGAAGAAGAAGAAGAAAACAAGCAUAAGAAACAGGGCGUAGGAGAAAAUUUUCGGACUUCAGUGGUCGUGCUUUUGUUCUAGAGCAUGUCCUUAUUGUUGGUUUUUUUUUUUUUCCUUUUUCUUUGAGUGUUCUAAAGAGGAGACAUGUUCUGGACUGAAACGUGAAAGGAGAAUAAUAAUUAAUCUGGUUUUUAUUUUUAGCAGAGAGAAAUACGAAGUUUUUUCUUGUGGGGUUUUUUUCCUGAUUAGUUCGAGUUUUGUUUCUCGUUUGUGAAAAAAGAAAGAUCAAGCGGUUUAUUAAUUGUCUUUUGCUUAGGUAUAUUAAUAUUUUUGUUUUGACCUGAUUCUACGUGAGAAGAGAACUGUAGUUAAAAACUGACACCUUUUUCCAUGAAACAAAAAGGGCUGCUUGAUUUUUAACUCACCAAAUUUUUUAGUUCUAGUAAUUAUUUAUUGGCUGCUUUGAUUUUGUGAACAAGUUAUUUUAAUUUUUGAUUUUUUAAGAGGAGAGAGGGAAUUUUUUUUCGGAGAAAGAAAGAGAUGUCCUUUCGGGUUUUAUUUGAGAUUUAUUUUAAAGUCUUAUCUUAGCCUUCCUUAACUUUACUCUCUUUUUAGGGGUUUUGUUUUUGAUUUUUCUCCCCGAUUGCUUCUGUUCUUGGGAUUUUUCUUUGUUCCCUUGUCUUUUUUAGUCUUUUUGCCAAUUUGGAUCGCUAAAUUUCUUCGUCUUCUCUUCUGGGUCGAUCAAUUUUUUUCAAUAUUAGGUUUCGCAUUAUCAAGUGUUUCCGCACCAUAAAGUUCGUUGCUUUCUCAGAUUACCCAGGGAGGGAGGGCAAGCCGGAUUAUGCAGAGGUGGGAUUUUAAGAUUUGCAGGGAAUAUUUGUGUUUUUCCUUGAUUUCGUGCUGAUAUUUAAAAGGUUUGGGGGUUUGUCGACUCGGUCUAGAUUUCACUCAGUUUAGGAAAUUAUUGUUGAGGUUUGGCAUGUGUAUAUGAUGUUUCAUGCUCAAGCUUCCUCGAGGAAUCAUUGUACCCUUCUCGCAGUUCUCUGCGGAAAUAGUCCUGAUAUUGAGGUGAAGAAGGGAGUUCCUGAUGAUCAACCCAUAUACCCCUUUCCAGAGCUUGCCUCUUCAGGCCGUCUUGAGGUUCAGGUACUCAAUAAUCCAACUACUAAAGAGUUCCAGCGAGUUCUUGAAGCAUCAGAGCCAAGUAUUGUUUACUUGCAAGGAGAGCAGGUUGCGGACAAUGAAGAAAUUGGAACUUUAAUGUGGGGGGAUACUGAUUUAUCCACUCCUGAUGCCUUAUGUGGACUCUUUGGUUCUACAUUGCCAACCACUGUCUAUCUAGAGGUCCCAAAUGGUGAAAAAUUGGCAGAAGCUCUGCACUCUAAGGGGGUUCCCUAUGUUAUAUAUUGGAAGAAUGUAUUUUCACGAUAUGCAGCUUCUCAUUUUCGUCAAGCAUUGUUGUCUGUGAUUCUAAGUUCAUGCAGCCAUACAUGGGAUGGUUUUCAACUUGCAGAUGCUUCUUUUAGAAUGUACUGUGUGCGAAACAACACCGUCCUAACUUCCAAAGUUAGUGGUAAGUCAGGACCACGAUUGCUUGGGGAACCCCCCAAAAUUGAUGUUGUUCUGCCUGAGGUAGAUGCACAAGAAGAAGAAAACUCUCCAGAGACUCUCCCUUCUAUAAAAAUAUAUGAUGAAGAUGUGAACAUGAGAUUUCUUAUAUGUGGGUUGCCAUGCGCGCAGGAUGCAUUCUUAUUGGGAUGUUUGGAAGAUGGGCUGAAUGCUUUAUUGAGCAUAGAGAUACGUGGAAGCAAACUUCAUAACAGGGCAAGUGCUCCACCACCGCCCCUUCAAGCUGGAACAUUUUCACGUGGUGUAGUAACCAUGCGAUGUGACUUCUCAACCUGUAGUUCUGCUCAUAUAUCACUUCUGGUGUCUGGCAGCGCACAAACUUGUUUUAAUGAUCAGCUUUUGGAGAAUCAUAUAAAAAAUGAGUUUAUUGAGAAAAGUCAAUUAGUCCAUGCAUUGCCAAACUCUGAGGAGAGCAAAUUGGUAUUGUCUGAGCCUCGGAAGUCUGCCUCGAUAGCCUGCGGGGCAAGUGUGUUUGAAGUUUGCAUGAAGGUCCCCACAUGGGCUUCACAGGUUUUAAGGCAGUUGGCACCAGAUGUAUCCUACCGGAGUUUAGUUAUGCUGGGAAUUGCCAGCAUCCAAGGGUUGUCCGUUGCUUCUUUUGAGAAAGAUGAUGCGGAACGGCUGCUUUUCUUUUGCGCGAGGCAGGGCAAAGAACAUAAAUCUAACAAUGUGGUUCUAGUUAGACCUCCUAGCUGGUUGACGCCACCUGCACCUAGUCGAAAAAGAUCUCAGCCAUGUAGAGAGAUCAUUAAUAUCAACCAGGAGAGUCAAAAUGGAGGUUCUGCUAACCAGAAAGUAAAGAUGGCUGCAAUGAGACCAAUCCCUCACACUCAUCGUCAUAAAAUGCUGCCUUUCACUGGAUUUUCUGAGGCUGAAAGAUAUGAUGGUGACCAGGGGAAGGCUAACUUGUCCGUGGUUCCUGCGAAGCAUGGUGCUACUGGUCCUAAUCUUGUUACACAUCGUAAAACACUGUCAAGCUCUUUCCAGGCUCAGCAAAUUAUUUCUUUAAAUCCACUACCUCUGAAGAAACAUGGUUGUGGUAGAGCACCAAUUCAAGUUUGCUCAGAGGAGGAAUUUUUGAGAGAUGUGAUGCAAUUCUUAAUUCUUCGAGGACAUACACGUCUUGUUCCGCAAGGUGGACUAGCUGAGUUUCCUGAUGCUAUUCUUAAUGCAAAGCGCCUGGAUCUUUUCAACUUGUAUAGAGAGGUGGUCUCAAGGGGAGGCUUCCACGUGGGGAAUGGCAUCAAUUGGAAAGGGCAAGUUUUCUCGAAGAUGCGAAAUCACACGUUGACUAAUAGGAUGACUGGCGUGGGCAACACAUUGAAAAGACACUAUGAAACUUAUCUUUUGGAAUAUGAAUUGGCUCAUGACGAUGUCGAUGGAGAAUGCUGCUUGUUGUGUCACAGUAGUGCAGCCGGUGAUUGGGUGAACUGUGGAAUAUGUGGUGAGUGGGCUCAUUUUGGCUGUGAUAGGCGGCAGGGCCUUGGUGCCUUUAAGGACUAUGCAAAAACGGAUGGUCUGGAGUAUAUUUGCCCUCACUGCAGCGUCUCAAACUUCCGGAAGAAAUCCCAGAAGACCACGAAUGGUUAUCAAUGAGCGCUAACUUACAUCUAGAAGUAUGUCGAAGUGCACAGUUGUGUGCUUUUUCAAGUAAUAUCUCUUUUACUCACCACCCUACCCAGCAGGAUGCAAA